AUUAUUAAUAGUACUUAUCAAACGAUCACUUGGUUAACUACAAUGAUUCAAUCAAUCACUAUUUUUUUCUAUUUAGUCUAACAUUAUAUUUAUUUAUUUUUCAACUAUAAGUUUUGUUAAACAAUACAAAUAUAUGUAAAAUAAAUUAUUGAAAACUUUGUUUUAGCCAUUAUCCGCGCGUAGCGCGGACAAAAGAUCUAGUAGUAAUAAUAAGGCUUGGGCUUUCUGGAUUUUAGGGUUUGUUUAAUCUCCUCAACCACUGUAUAUAUAUGUACACCUUAAUUAGGGUUUGUUCAAACAUCGAUAGCUCUCAAUAGUUCCAUCGCCUCGUUUUCAUCACGUCGAUUGGUGCCAAAGCCAUGCUAAUUACGUCUCUGUCAAGAGGAAUUUUGCACGGCUCUGAUACCAAUUGAUGCAAUGAAAACAUCGAUUUCGCUUGCUUCUGUAUUGUUUGUAUGUUUCAAAUAUGAGAUUUCCAAAGAGUAAGUUAAAGCUUCUCCAUUUAACUGCUUUAGUUUCUAACAUGGGUGUGGGUUUUAUUCAUAUUGGACUGCGUGGACAUUAUCAAGUAGCUGGCCUUUGAUCAAUUCUCUGCUCAAGAACAGUAUGAUGUGCAGUUGUGGCUUACAACCCAUACCUAUAAUGGCUUAACCGGUUUUUAUCUAUUAACCUUGCUUUUCUUAUCCGGGAAGGUGAAUUUAAGUCAUUGAUUUGUUGCAUUCAUUUGUAUGACAUUCAACAAUAAUUUUGAAAAAGUAGAAAUUAUACAAGAUUUUGAACCCACGUAUCAAUAUAUACAUACCUCAGGUAGUCAGGUGUAACAAUGGCUGAAUCGAAGUUCGCUUAUAUCCUUAUACACCUACUAGACAGUAUGUUCUCAAAACCUAUAAGAGCUUUUCGAAGAACAUCUUGACUUUUCUUCCAGUCUCAUGUUGUGUCUUGCAUUCUGUAAUACAAAUUAUGCAGAUGCAUAGCAAUGAACUUCAUAAAUGAACUCAGAUUUCCAUUCUUAAAGUCAUAUUCUCAAAUUUUAAAGUAUGAUCAGUCUUAAAUAUAUAUUUUUGGUCAAAAUCAUAGUGUAUUUAUUUUUAUAAACUAUACUUAACUUGUGUUGUAUGUAAAUUAAAUUUCUAUCACUUAUAAGUGACAGUAAAUAUUAUUUAGUUUUAAAAACUUGUUUGUUUUCUCUAAGUGAACAUCUUAGAAGAGGAAGAAGAAAGAUAAGAACCAAUGGCUCCCUUGCAGAACUUUGUGUUACUGGUUCUGUUAACAAUCACUCUUGGGUUGGUCACCGAAGCAGCUCAGAAACACCAAGCAAUACCAUCUGAAGAAGAGAAGAAUGAACUGGAGAGGCAACUCAAAGCUAUCAACAAACCUGCAAUCAAGAGUUUCAAGACAGAACAGGGUGACAUAUUUGACUGUAUCGAGAUUCACAAACAACUAGCCUUUGAUCACCCUCUGCUCAAAAACCAUUCUAUGAAGCCAAGAACUGUACCUGAAUGGAUCACAAGCAACAACAUUCCAAGUAAAGUCGAUUCCUUGUUGCUUCUGCCAGACGGCAUAAACUGUCCAGAUGGAACAGUAAUUGUUAAAAGGACUACAAUGCAAGAUCUUCUGCAUGCACAGCGUUUGAAAACAAUGGGGUUCAAUGGCCCAAGACAUUUUCUUACAGAGAAAAAUAACACUGAUGGAACUAGACAAUAUUAUGUUGCAACGGUUAACUAUGGACCUAAAAGUUUUACUGGAGUAAAAGGGCAUCUUAACCUGUGGGAACCACAAGUCUCACAAGACCAAAUCAGUCUUGCAUUCAUAGCAGUUGCUGGAGGGCCUAAAGAACGUUUCGCCAGCAUUUUUGUUGGGUGGAUGGUGAAUCCAUCCCUGUACCAUUUCUCGCAAGAUCAUGUUCGCUUAUACACCUACUGGAGUAUUGAAAGAAGCAAUCUUGGCUGCUACGAUAUAACAUGUCCUGGAUUUGUGCAAGUCAGCAAGAAUAUACCACUUGGUUCCUUUCUUCAACCACUUUCUGUCUAUAAUGGUUCACAAUAUGACAUAGACUUAACCUUGUAUCAGGAUCGUGUCAAGGGAGAUUGGUGGUUUGCAUAUAAUCAUGAGAACGUUGGAUACUGGCCAGCGUCAUUGUUCAAGGCCGCGAGAUUUGAGAACAGAGCAAAUUAUGCAGCUUGGGGAGGUCAAGUGUACAGUCCAUUGAUAGAGAAAACUCCAGAAAUGGGAAGUGGGCAUUGGCCUAGCGAGGGAUUAGGUAAAGCAGCCUAUGUGAACGAUAUCAGAAUCAUCGAUGGUAUGGGGAAUUUUGUGUAUCCAGAACCCUACAGUCUCAAGGAACACGAGACCAGUUCAAAGUGUUAUAGAGCAAUGUAUGUUCAUGAGGAUAGAGAUCCUUGGGUAAGAUCUCUUUACUAUGGAGGUCCUGCAGGAUGCAUAGGCUAAAGAUGUUUGAUCUGAAAAGUAACAAGAUAACUCUUAUAUAUAUUAUGAUUAUUAAAGUAUCAUGAAUCUUAACUUGUUUUGCAUACACUGAGAAAAUAUAAUCUUCACAACUUUCAGCAAUAACUUAAUGUUUCUGACUUCUAAGACUGCGAGUAAUGAAACUAUAGCCAAAGUGUAAAAUUUCACAGUCAAAUUUUUUUAAACUAUAGCCAAACGAUUAGGUGACCAGAAAUGUGAAUUCUACAGAUACACUUUCUUCUGAUAGAUAAUGGGGAUGAUUGGUAAGUGCUGUAGCUUUAUAUUUUUUGCUGUAGAAUUUAAUCUGUAGAUUUAUUUGCUGUAGCUUUCCUUGCUGUAGAUUUCUAAAGCACUAAUUUUUUGCUCUGGAAAUAAAGCUCUCUACAGCUAUAUUUUGAUUUUGCAGAGAUUUUUUUGCUGUGAGUUUUUUAAGAAAAGCAAAGCUUGAAUGAUUGAGAUAUAUAGCUGUAGACUAAAUUUUGGCUGUCCAGAGCAUCUACAGCCCCAACCAAUCAUCCCCAAUGUAUAUCUGAAAAGUUUGUUUUUGUUUAGAGAAAUAUACUCUGUGAUUAUAUAGCAAAACCCCUAAACUCUGAAGACAAGUAAAUAUAUAAUAUUAUGUCUGAAUUUCAAAGCUCUUUGCAGCUUCCUAACACCAAUUAAAUUUUCUGUUCUGUCUUCUCUCUCUCAAGUGAAUGGGGAUUCUCUAUGUCACCAAUCAUGGAAUCUCUAUAUAGAUAUAUGUUCGAUUAAAUCAAAGAGAUUGUCUUCCUAAAUUUUUAUAUAGAUAUCAUAUUUAUAUAGAUAUACUAGUGGCAAAAAAAUUCUUUUUCUCAUCUACCUCAACAGUUUUGUACAUUUAUAUGAAUCAUAUUUGUACAUUUGUAUUAGACAGUUAUCACCACAAUUUCACCAAUUAUAUUAAAUAUUUAAUUGGAGAAUCUUUCAACUUUUUUGAGAGAUUUCUCCAUUAAAUAUCAAUAUCUAUAUACUAUACUAAAAGUUGCAUAUAGUGAGCAAUUAGACUGUCCACAUCAUCAAAAAUAAUCGACCAAUCAGCUCAGUUCGUUUUUACACAUCAGAUGGGCUUCAGUCACAUCUAGGCUUCACAUUUUUCUUUCAUUUGCAGUGGGCUACGACAAACAUUUACUUUCAUAGUAUCUAUAAUAAUAUAUAAUAACUCUGCCACAUGAUAUUUAUGUAAUAUUGACUGUGACAUAUCUACAAACCUAUGCAUAUUGUAAAUUGACUACAUUUAUAUAAUACAAAUAUUCUAAUAUAGUCUGAUAAUUUGAUAUCAUCUUUCUUCUUUCUGUCAAAAUUCUGUGGGCUGGGUACGACAAACUUUUACUUCCGUAGUAUCUAUAAUAAUAUAUAAUAACUCUACCACAUGAUACUUAUGUAAUAUUGACUGUGACAUAUCUACAAACCUAUGCAUAUUGUAAAUUGACUGCAUUUAUAUAAUACAAAUAUUCUAAUGUAGUCUGAUAAUUUGAUAUCAUCUUUUUUCUUUCUGUCCAAAUUAUUUGUUUAUGUUAACAUCAAAUAACUAUGUUGGAGAAAUAUGUGAUGUGAUAUGAUUAUAUUGUAAACUAGGGUCGGCCCGCCCUACGGGCGGGAAAUUAGGAAUAAAAACUAUUUAUAUGAAUUUACAUUAAUUUUAUGAAGCAUUUUUUUAAAAAAAUUGUAGAUUGAAAACGAUAUUAUAAACAAAAAAUAAAUAAAUAGAAUUUGAAGAUCAUGCUGUUAUUUUUGAUUAAUAUUUUUGGACUGAAUUAAAAUAACAGUAACUUUCAUUAUCUAGGAAGAACAAUCUAAUAUAAUAAGAUUAGUGAUGUCCGCAUAUAAUUAUGCAAUGAUCAUGUCAAAAUAACAAUUGUUAAGGAAAAAUUUAUAUUAUCUAAGUCAAAAUAACAUUUUGUUACUGUGAGUAGCUUAUAUUAUCUAAGCCAAAAUAACAAUUGUUAUAUUUAUAAUAAUGUGAUACAAAUGUUAUUAAAACUAAUUAAUUUGAUUUUACCUAUAGCAGUUUGUUAUACAAAAAUAGUAAAUGUUUCGUUUUAUUAAUUUGUCUUUAAUUAUCUAAAAAUUUAUUAAAAAUAAUUACCGAACUAAUUUUUUUUAAAUGUAAUAUAUAUAUUUGUAAUUAAAACAUUAAACAUAUUAUAAAAACUAAAAAAAAAUAUUUAAACGUUUACAAAACCAUAAAACAUUUCCUUGUUUACCUAAACCAUCAAAACCUAUCAAAGAUACUAUCAAUCUACCACUAAUAACCCUUCACAAUCAUCCCUAACAUUUCUGCUCUUCCACCACCAUCAAGCUUCUCAUCUAUCUCUCUUCCCUCGCUUCUGAACCAACUCCAUCUCCUCUCUUCUAUCUUGCUCGACUCCAACUCCAUCUAAUGUCCCUGCCGCUAACUGCAGGUCAAAACACAAAUCUGCUCAGCCCAAUAUCAAACUCAGGUAAAAAAAAAUGCAGUAAGCACAGAUUCAAACGCACAAAUCUCACCCUGUCAAGGAGGUGUUAAAUAAUAAUUCAGCAACACGGGUUCCAGGAGCACCAAAGGACUUAGCCUCUGUCCAUUACAGUGAAGAAGUAGCAGGUUCCACAGUUUAGAAAUAAAGUUCCAGUAACCUAAAGUUACUAUAUUGCGAAGCAUGACUUCUCCAAAUAUAUUCGCAAAGUAAUAAAAUUACUAUACCAACCGCUCAACUCAACUAAGUGGAAGCUUAAGCAUUGAUCAACAAAAUAGCAUAAAAAGAAGAGAAAAUUACCAAAUCAAACCCCAUUUAUCCUCAGUGGAAAUAAAACUCCAUUCCAUGAUUAGCUGCUUCUUUAAUAGCCUGCAGCAGCUUGAAACCUAGCAGAUGCCAUCUGAGAAUUUUAUAAAAGUACAAACAUACACUUUCAGUCAAACAGAUGUUACUUCAAGUUCACUGGGAUUCCGAAUUUUACCAAGAAUGAAUCUACGGGCCUUGUAUGGCUGAGGGGACUGGUGAAGCAACAAUACGGUAGCUUCAGCAGCAGCUGGAUUAAUUAGUAUUUUAUCUGCUGGGGAGCAAGGAAGAAGCAAAACGUCUUCUUCUCCGUUGAGUCCCAGCGAGUCUCCGAUUUCGUCAUCUCCAUAAUCAUCUUCCUCCUCACUUAGUUGACCAGAUCUAAAAUACAUACUCACUACCACUUCCACCACCGAUCGAUUGCGUUGUUGGUUUGAUUGGAACCGGACAUCUCCUUGAGAAGCCUCUGGAAGGCCCACUCCGAUUGGCUUCGAGUCAUCCCGGCCACCGUGGUAUGCGCUGGUGAAGGUACAGAUUCCAGUGAAGAAACUUCCGGGAAAGGGAAGGAGGUGAAGACGCCUAGAAACAGAGGCAUAGA
Brassica rapa (field mustard) is the source of this 5841-nucleotide messenger RNA. RefSeq lists its product as uncharacterized. NCBI's taxonomy places the organism in Eukaryota, Viridiplantae, Streptophyta, Magnoliopsida, Brassicales, Brassicaceae. The record is from RefSeq and is a predicted model, not a curated record.